AUGAACACGAUCUACCUGGUGAGAGGAGAUUUCUUCGCCCAAAGACAACAGGACCCAAUUACUGAUGUGGCUUUCGGCUUGAACAGGGUGGGCUGGGGCACUCUUUGUGUCGCUGGCGGCGGAGCCUACUACUUCGCAAAGCAAUCCAUCAACGCCGACCGCCAAUCCCGAUUUGACGCCGAGAUCAAGCGCAAGGCCCAGAUGAGAGCAAUGGAAGAUGAACACAAGCGCCAGGCCCUGUCCGCAUCCGGGCCUACCCCAGGCAACGACGCCAACCUAAAGCGAGCGAACAUGACACGGUUCCAGAAUGCCGCCGACGACGUCGCCUCUCCCAGUGCCGAAGCUUCUCAUGACCCCGCGCCCACCCGCCAUGAACCCUUGACCGAGGCCGACCGUGUCCUAGAGAAGGGCAAAUACGAAACGUCGACACCAUACCGACCUCCAACUGGGAACCGGUUUAGCUAA
Penicillium arizonense is the source of this 465-nucleotide messenger RNA. RefSeq lists its product as uncharacterized. The coding region runs from base 1 to 465 and encodes 154 amino acids. The transcript is spliced from 3 exons. The record is from RefSeq and is a predicted model, not a curated record. NCBI's taxonomy places the organism in Eukaryota, Fungi, Ascomycota, Eurotiomycetes, Eurotiales, Aspergillaceae.